AUGGCUUCAACUCUUCAGUCUUGGUUACUCGGUUUAACAUUGAUUCUGCUAUGUCUGCUCAGGUUAUCAACCACUUCACCCCCAAUAUCAAUAUGCGCCGACUCCGAGGUGCCUGACAUCAACGCUGUCGACCGUCAAACAGAGGGGGGCUCCAUUCCAUUCGAAGAUCUUUCGGUUUCCGAUUUCCAGCCCAAUUCAAAAAGGCGAAGAAUUACCAUCGACUUCUUUGGUGAUUUAGGAGAUCUGGGCGAUCGACUGUCUUCCGAUUCCGGAACGCAAGCUGACGACGUGGCUCACGUGGAUAUUCCGAUCAAAUCGGCAGACGCAGGUAGCUCAGGUUUACAUCGUGAGUGGAGGGGAUCACCGGUUUCCCAUUCUGCAAUUGAUUGGUCAAAACACGCCAUAGCAGGAACGCAAGAGGGGAUCCGCCCUGUACCCGGAGCACGCCGCAAAAGAAUGGAAGAUGUGAAGAAUAGGAUGGCAAAAAUUCUUGAAGCAUUGGAGUAUUUUCAUCAGCUUGCCCGUGAACAGGGGGUAGACAAAAAGAUCUUUGGUCCACAAAUCAAGAAUACCGACGCCAAAUUGAAUCAAUGGUUUUACGACAUUCUUUUUAAAAAAACUGAGGAUAGCUAUCCACUGUUUGGUCAAUUUGAGAUCAAGUUGACAAGCGUGUUUUCCCCUGAAAACUUGUUCGGCAGUCUCCAGAAAGAAAUCUCAAAAGUAAUAAUGGGCUGGAAAAGACCGAAACUCGAAAACAUAUACGAAGUGGCCCUUUCCUUGUUGGGGUAUUGGUACCAAACAACUGCUUUGAAACUCGGUAGAGCUGACCUCAAGAACAACCCCGAAACCUACUGGAACCUGAUGGCCCAACUAACUGUGGAUCGAUCCCCGCAAGGUGGCCUUUUUUCUGUAGAGUACAAUGAAGGUGAAGACUUUUUUAGCACCAAUUUGAAAAGGUACAUAGUGGAAGCCAAGACUCGCCAUCAAUGGGAACCCUUGUUUGUGUUUCUCAAUUCUCGUCGGGAAAGAAACUUCGGAUCAAGUGUGACCAAAGAUAUCAAGAACCGCAUUGAAGAAAAAUUGAAAAGUUCGGGAUUGUCCCGGGGACUGGAUGCAACAUCUAAAACAAAGAUAGCGGAUGUUCCAAUUUAUCUGAUUCCAUCCCUCCAAGUGAAAGAUACGCCGAGAAUACAGAAAUGCCCAGAAAUACUUGUCAAGAAUGUUAACCAAUCCUGGAAACCUAUCUAA
Puccinia graminis f. sp. tritici CRL 75-36-700-3 is the source of this 1248-nucleotide messenger RNA. RefSeq lists its product as uncharacterized. Bases 1 to 1248 code for a protein of 415 amino acids. The record is from RefSeq and is a predicted model, not a curated record. The transcript is spliced from 3 exons. NCBI's taxonomy places the organism in Eukaryota, Fungi, Basidiomycota, Pucciniomycetes, Pucciniales, Pucciniaceae.